Molecule: messenger RNA, 3135 nt
Organism: Musca domestica (house fly)
Lineage: Eukaryota; Metazoa; Arthropoda; Insecta; Diptera; Muscidae
Product: transmembrane protein 198
Exons: 6
Coding region: 954-2021 (355 amino acids)
Cellular component (GO): plasma membrane
Source: RefSeq, a predicted model, not a curated record
UCUGUUGAGCGAAUCAUGGAGAAAGGACAUGGCGAACAUACGGCUACGGUGUUUUGAAUAGCGCAGAUACAUUUUAGAUAUCUCACAACAAGGAAAAAAAAAACAUAUUAACAAAGGACAUGGAAAAUAAAAUUACAAUGAAAAGCAAAUAAUAUUUUAUUAAAAAAAGCCAGUGAAAAUGCUGUAAAAAUUUACCAGGAAUAUAUUUUAAUAAAAAAAUGGUUUUCUGUAAAUAUUCCUAGAAGGAAAAAAAGUGAAAAAGGUGUCAACAAUUUUUCCACCCAAAAAAAAAAAAAAAACAAAGCAAGGGAAGGAUGAGCACGAGUUACAAAGGAAUUUUUCGUUUGCUUCGUUAAGUUUGUUUGUGUUGCUAGUGCUGCUGCCGCCGCCGCUUCGCAAAAAAUAGGGUGGGAAAGAAAUGUGCCACUGACCGUACCCACAGUAAUUGUGGCUUGUCUGUGUUUCAGCGUUGGUGCUUUACAACGGUUGUGUCUCUGUUCUUCCUAAAUAAAAAAAAUAUUGAAAAAAAAACAUCGCAGAUUCCUGCUGUUUCGUAUGUCCUGUGGUCUUUUGCUUGUUACUUGUUUCCUUGUAUUUCAAAACAACAACCAUAACAACAAUUACAGUAAUGCAUAAAUAAUUAUUAACGAUUUUUUUUUUUUUUUGGCCAAAUAUCAAAAAUCUCCAACAAGGCAAGCUAUGAAAGAAGUGAUGCGAAGAAAAGUGAAAGGAAUGUAAACGGAAAUAAAAUAACUAAAAAAACAGAAAAGCUUUAAUCAAGGUUCAUGAAAUGUAUCCGAUAAUCCUACUAUCACAAAAUAUGUAAAUGUGAACGUGUGCGUGACGUGUGUGUGUGUGAAUUUUGUUUCCCUAAGUUCCUUUAUUAGAGAAUUUUGAACUCGCAUUUAUAUUCAAAACUAAGAAUUUUUAUUCAAAAUAAAAAAAUAAUUAUCAUGAAUUCCGUGGACUCAGUAUUUGUUUAUGAACAUCCCGAACAUCCGGAGAUCCAUAAAAUGGAUUGGCAAUUUUUCAUAAAAGGUUUCCUAGAAGAUCAUCCAUGCACCAGUGCACCACCAGACACCAUGUAUGCACUGCUAUGGUCAAUGUGUGCGGUCUUUGGCAUAGUGUUUGUGCUGCUAGGUUAUCGCUGUCUACGAGCAGUGGGCUUUUUGACCGGAGCCUUUAUUGGCAUUAAGGCUGUGGCAAUGAUGCGUAUCUAUAUAACCGGCUAUUUGGGAGAACCGGCCGAUGCAGCCUCCUCUUUGGUGGGUGGUCUAGUGGGUGCUGUGCUGGGCUCAACAUAUCCGGUGGCAACAUUUUUCAUAAGCGCCUUUGCCGGAGUCAUCUUGGCCGGUGCUGCAAUGGCGGUCUGUGUUGCCACAAUGCCGGACAAUGAAUUUGGGCAAAUCGAAAUAGCAGUGGCCUUGAUUGGUGGCGCCAUCAUUUGUUCGGUCCUUACACUGUGCAGUGCAAAGUAUGUGACAAUCUUAACCACCAGUGUGGUGGGCUCAGCGAUGAUCAUAUGUUCGGUGGAUUUCUUUUUACAUGGCCUCCAGUUGACCACAUGGCUAUUCAAUAUGAAACCCCAUCCAAAUCCUCCCGCCUGCUAUGGUGGCAUCUUGAUAUUUGCCUGGCCCGUGAGCAUAAUUAUCGGUCUAAUGAUUCAGAGUUUCAUCACAGCCUGGGGCAUUGAUCAUCGUAAGCGGGUCUUUCAGAAACGACAUCAACAAUUGGCGCGCAUGCAAUCGCGGCCGCGUGAAACCCGCGAAGAGGCGAGACAACGAAAAUUCCGUUAUUUAUAUCAAGUACGCACUGCCAGGGGUGAUAUUAUAUCGCAGAACUUUGUUUCAGCUCUACAAAAACGUAUACAACUAAGCGGCACCGAAACACCCUCAGAACGUUCUCUGAAGACCAGCUCAAAUGAACGCAAUACCUUUCGCAGCGAUCGUACCCACUUUACGACAAUACCACCCGAUUCCGAUAUGUUUGAUAAAAUUGAAAUUGUACGAGAUAUAGCAUAACAAACGGUAUAUAAUUAUAUGUAAAGCGUUAUAUUGAAGAAGAAGACAAAGAAGAAGAAGAAGCACGUGGAGAAAUGUGAGUAAAUAAAUAGUAUGUAUAGAAGCGGGGGGCAGAGUUGCCAAUAAAUAUUUUUAAAAUAAAGUAAAAAACCAAAAAAAAAAAGAAAACAUUUGACAGUUGCGUCUUAAAGAACUUUUUAAGCUUUAAAUGGUUUCCCAGAUAGAGAAACUCUGACGAAACAAAAAAAUAUAAAUAAAAAAUAAUAAUACUAAUGAUAAAAUGGAAAAAAAGAAGAGCACUUAAAGUAAAGUUUUGAAAAACAAUGAUAUACCCUUACAGGUUUUUAAUGGUUCCAAAAGAAAGCAAGAAAGAAAAAUGAAAUAAUAACCUUAAAGUUACAAAACAAACUAAAAUAAUUUUAUUCUUAUUUAAAACAUAAAGUGAUUACGCUUUUUAAGCGCUAUAUUUAUCUCUAAGUUUAUUUUCCUUUUUGAGAAAAACUAUAAGUUUACUAUUUGCAACUUUGUGUUUACUAUAUGUUUUUAAAACAAAAAAAUAUAUAUAUUAAUGCAGUUUGUCAAAAAAGAUCAUAUUUCGUAAAAGACAAUUCAAGAAAUCGUCUUAAGGUGAGAGUACAUAAAACGUUUUUUGGCGGGCUUAAAUUAUGGGUUGGCUUCUUCAUAGAGGAAGAAAGAAGUUUUAGGUUGACUUAGUUUGAUUUUGGCUCUACGCUGAAAAAAAGGCCCUUGGAACAAAAUCGAUCUAUGCCAACCUAAAACUCCUUUGUUUCUCUACGAAGAAGCUAGCCGAUGACUUAAACCAGCCAAAUAUGCGCUUUAUGUAUUCCCACCUUUAUGCAUUCUCCACUUUGUAUCCUCCUAAGUAUGGUAGAAGAAUACAGGUAGAUGCAUCAAAGUUCGGUAACAUUAAUGGUAGAAGAAUAUCGGUAGACGCGUCGACACAGCUGCUGGGACAAUGAACUGUCAAUGCAAUUUUGGAAUUGAAAAUGUUGAAUGAAAAAUUAUUUAAAUUUCUAAAAAUUGUUGAAAAUCCUGAAUUAUAAGAAAAAUCUACUUAUAUUUAAAAAAAACAUUUAAAAUUUUUUGACACAUC